CUUUUAUUUUCCUAAUUGUUAACUUUACUUUUUUUUUUUCCAUCCACCCCUACCGGGGGUUGGGGGGCUGGAAUCGCUUCCACGAUGAGAUGAACGAAACCCCGAGUGACCCUAAAUUUCCCGUGGUGCGAGUGAGUCGCUGAGGAAAAGGGGGUGGGGGCGGGGUAGAGGGCAGGUGGUGGCCCUGGCCAUUGCCUGGGACGAGAGAGCCAACCUGCCCUGCCAUGCUCACCUACAGCUAAAUCGCACUCCUCGCCCCCUAGAGUGAGCAAGGGCUGUAAGACGGAGAGGGCCAAGUUCAGUAAGGAACCCUGGGGAAUGUAGCACACUCUUCGCUGGGCUGGGGGGAAUCUGGAUCCCGGACUUAGAUCAGAUCUCACAGCAGAGCGGGAAUAAUCAUUCAACGGUAUUUCUCUAUCCCCUCUCCUCCUGCCAUCAUGAUCCUCCUUGGCAGCAGCUGCAGCCGCCUGAGGGUGAAAAUGUGGGUGAUGGGGAAGUUGGUAAUGACUCCGCUGAUUUUUCUGUUGGCUCCUUUGGGUAACAGCUGCCCGCCCCCGGUGUACACUGUAGUUUAUUGCAGGGAAAUCCUGUACCUCUCUACCUUCUCUACCGAUUUCGCACUUUCCUCUUUGCUCUCCACCAAGUGUAAUCAAUAACAAGCACUGGCGAUACAUAGCAAUAGUGAAAUCUGAAAUACUAACCAUAAUUAACUACCACAGCCAUGGGUCUGGCUGGGUAAAACCCAAUUGGAUAUUUCAGUUUCAUUCACUUACCCUUGAAAAAAAAUUGGGGAUCAGUUCCCCUUUUACCCUUCUGAUCCUCUAACUUUUUAAACGGGCCAAAAACCAAACUAACCCCACCAGAUGGAUUUAAAGGAUUGGGCUGGUGUUAGCUGCGUUUUAUUGUACACCUAAAUCUUGAUGAAAGGCUUCUAAUUUUAUUUACCUCUCCCCUUUUUAUUUUGGCAAUUAAGUUGUCUCCCAUAAAUGUGUGUUCAAAAUUUUUGAUUCAAACUCUUUCCUCUCUUUUCUACCCUUCCCCAUUCCUAUCCAUUCCAAAAUCUUAUUGUCCAAGACACGAUUGGAUGGCAAUUUUUUUGUUAGCCCUCUAAUAUGAUAGUCUCCUAAUAAUUGCCUGGGGUGCAUUUUUUGGGUUACAGCUAUUUUAGCUAUUCAAUCAUAUUAGCAGGAAUAAAACGACUUGUUUCUGUUGUACUGAGUCUUAAGAAAAAGUGCCCAUAGUUUAGCGACAAUUUCCAAAGGCUUUAGUACCAUCUGUAUUUUACAAAAUGGGGGACCCAAACUCCCGGAAGAAACAAGCUCUGAACAGACUUCGUGCUCAGCUUAGAAAGAAAAAAGAAUCUCUAGCUGACCAGUUUGACUUCAAGAUGUAUAUUGCCUUUGUAUUCAAGGAGAAGAAGAAAAAAUCGGCACUUUUUGAAGUGUCUGAAGUGAUACCAGUCAUGACGAACAAUUAUGAAGAAAAUAUUCUGAAAGGUGUGCGAGAUUCCAGCUAUUCCUUGGAAAGUUCCAUAGAACUUUUGCAGAAGGAUGUAGUACAGCUCCAUGCUCCCCGCUACCAAUCCAUGCGAAGGGAUGUAAUUGGCUGUACUCAGGAGAUGGAUUUCAUUCUUUGGCCUCGGAAUGAUAUUGAGAAGAUUGUCUGUCUCCUAUUUUCUAGGUGGAAAGGAUCUGAUGAGCCCUUCAGGCCUGUUCAGGCCAAGUUUGAAUUUUAUCACGGUGACUACGAAAAACAGUUUCUGCAUGUACUGAGCCGAAAGGACAAGACUGGAAUUGUUGUCAACAAUCCUAACCAGUCAGUGUUUCUCUUCAUUGACAGACAGCACUUGCAGACUCCAAAAAACAAAGCUACAAUCUUCAAGUUAUGCAGCAUCUGCCUGUACCUGCCACAGGAACAGCUCACCCACUGGGCGGUUGGUACCGUUGAGGAUCACCUCCGCCCUUAUAUGCCAGAAUAGAGUACUGGCCAGCAAAAUGGGGAAGAUCACAGAAUGCAGCAGCGAUUUUUUUUCUUGUUUUCUUACCAUUUUAUUCUUUCAGAGUUUAGAAGAAAAUGGACUCAUGCACAGAACACUAUACAUUGUGAAACUUCUUCAUCCUGGAUCUUUCUUUUAUCAUUUGUAUCUCGGAACUUUAAAAAAAAAAAAAGAUGUCUUCUGCAUGGACCUUGUGAAAGAAGAUGCUUUGCAUAUUUCUGCAUUGCAUCAGCAUCUUACUAAAAUGUGAAAUGAAAGGACUGUUGUACACUGAAAUGCUUAAAUGUAUCUGAAAGCACAAGGUGAAAUUCAUUUGUGAUGGUCUUCCCAUUUGUGCUGGUUAUGCCUCCCCAACAUUUUGUCAUCAGUAUUCAGAGGGUGAGAAGUGAAUGUAACAGGUAUAUACAUUUUUUUAAAAAGCAGCCUUAGCUUGCUGUAAUCAGUUAUAGACCACUGUCCAAUUCAUUCUAAUGAACAGAAAUGAUUGCUACAAUAGUAGUGGGGAAAGAAAUCUCACAUGAAAAAAGAAUCUCAUUCAUUGUAGGCAUUUGCCUCUUAUUUUUGCUGGGUCAUGUUUCAUUUCCUAGCACUUCAAUGUGUCUUUUUCAGAUCUCUUUCCCCAAGUUGCUGUGUAAAAGAGUAUUCUGCUGAGUGGAUACAAUUAUACACAUUAAAGCAGACCUGGAGUCUGAAGUAGCUUAAAGCAGCUGUUAAAAUUAAGACAAAAUAUAUUUAUAGCUGCAAAAAAAAAACAAAAACAAACCAUACAUGAUAGAAUUUUUGUUUUCUUGAAGAGAUGACACUUUUUAAAAAGCUGGUAAAUUGUGCAGGAAAUACUGGUUUCUAAAAUGUCAUAAAAACCCAGUAAGGUGUUUUUUUUUUUUUUUUUUUUUUGGUUGGUUUUUUUUUUUUUUUUGGGUUUUUUUAUUUUUGAGUAGAAAUUAUAAAACAGUUGUGAUCUUAAAUUGUAAAAUAGUGUUUUUGGAGUGUCAAAGUUGGUUCCGACAGAACAUAUUGUUAAGAUUGUGCAAUGAACCUAAGGAAGACUACUGUAUAGGGAUUUUUUUGUUUUUGGGUUUUUUUUUUUUUUUUUUUUUUAAA
Messenger RNA from Sarcophilus harrisii (Tasmanian devil), 3097 nucleotides. RefSeq names its product chromosome 1 C6orf62 homolog (gene C1H6orf62). NCBI's taxonomy places the organism in Eukaryota, Metazoa, Chordata, Mammalia, Dasyuromorphia, Dasyuridae. Bases 1289 to 1978 code for a protein of 229 amino acids. The transcript is spliced from 5 exons. The record is from RefSeq and is a predicted model, not a curated record.